UUGUCAGUGACCGUUUCCUUGGCCGUUAAUUCUGGUGUUGAGAGUGCGAAUAUCACUCUGACAGUUAGUUCUCAUUCAUAAGCAAAUUGUAUAGAAAUGAAAAGCCAGAAACACAUUUAGUUUUGUUAUGUUUCUUGAGGUUCUGUUCUGAUUCCUGAGCUACCCAAUAACAAUGGCAAUGUAUAGAAUUGCAAUUGGGUCCCCUGCAGAGGCUGCCCAACCUGAUGCAAUUAGAGCAGCAUUUGCAGAAUUUUUCUCCAUGAUCAUUUUUGUUUUUGUUGGAGAAGGAUCUGGCAUGGCUUACAGCAAGCUUACUGACAAUGGACCUGCAACACCUACUGGUCUAAUACUUGCAUCACUGUCUCAUGCAUUUGGGCUUUUUGUGGCUGUUUCUGUUGGGGCAGUCCAUUCUGGUGGUCAUGUGAACCCUGCAGUCACAUUUGGUGCCUUUAUAGGAGGAAACAUAACCCUGCUGAGAAGUAUUCUGUAUUGGAUUGCACAGUUACUUGGUUCAGUUGUUGCAUGCAUUCUUCUCAAGUCUGCAACUGGUGGAAUGGAAACAUCAGGCUUUUCUCUAUCCCCUGGUGUGUCUGUGUGGAAUGCAUUGAUUUUUGAAGUUGUGAUGACUUUUGGUUUGGUAUACACAGUUUAUGCAACAGCAGUGGAUCCAAAGAAAGGGAAUGUGGGAAUUGUUGCCCCUAUUGCAAUUGGUUUGAUUGUGGGUGCCAAUAUCUUAGUUGGUGGUGCUUUUGAUGGUGCAUCAAUGAACCCAGCUGUGUCCUUUGGCCCUGCUGUGGUUACCUGGCAAUGGACUCAUCAUUGGGUCUAUUGGGCUGGACCAUUCAUUGGUGCAGCCAUUGCUGCAAUUAUCUAUGAUAACAUCUUCAUUGGUGAUGAUGGUCAUGAACCUCUUUCAAGCAGUGACUUCUAGAUUUUGCUUUCUGAUAAAUGUUAAUGUCUGCUUCUGCUCUUAUAUUCAGGAGUGAAUAAAAUUGCUGAAGGUUUAAGAUCCUUUUGAGAUUGUUAAUAAUUUAUAAGGAUUCUUAGUACUCCAUUUUUAUGUUGUAGGAAUUAAGAUUUCUCUUUCUGGUUUUGUAGAGAUGAACAAGGAAUUUCUAGAUGUAAUAUCUUUUAUGUUAGACUAUAAUGAGUUGCUAUCCUUUUUAACUUUUCUCUACUAUUAUUA
Vigna radiata var. radiata (mung bean) is the source of this 1186-nucleotide messenger RNA. Its product is annotated as aquaporin TIP1-3. Gene Ontology annotation, biological process: transmembrane transport; water transport. The transcript has 3 exons. NCBI's taxonomy places the organism in Eukaryota, Viridiplantae, Streptophyta, Magnoliopsida, Fabales, Fabaceae. The coding region runs from base 173 to 931 and encodes 252 amino acids. Gene Ontology annotation, cellular component: membrane. Gene Ontology annotation, molecular function: water channel activity. The record is from RefSeq and is a predicted model, not a curated record.